This is a messenger RNA of Neoarthrinium moseri, 417 nucleotides long. RefSeq lists its product as uncharacterized. The transcript has 2 exons. The coding region runs from base 1 to 417 and encodes 138 amino acids. The record is from RefSeq and is a predicted model, not a curated record. NCBI's taxonomy places the organism in Eukaryota, Fungi, Ascomycota, Sordariomycetes, Amphisphaeriales, Apiosporaceae.
AUGAAGUUUACUACAGCCCUUUGUAUUGCCUUGAUCGCUCUCGCUUCUGCCAGCCCGGUGCCUGAGCCGGAGGAUGUCCGCAUAGCCCGUCCUAGAGAGCCUGUAGACAACGAGGUAAACCUCCAUCAGUGGCACACCCGCAAGGGUGGGGGCUCAAGUGGAGGCUCAAGCGGCGGAUCGAGCGGCGGGUCAAGCGGCAGCAGUGGUUCAUCUGGUUCAUCGGGCUCGUCGAGUUCGUCUGGUUCCAGCGGCUCGUCCGGUUCCAGUGGCUCCUCGGGCGGCUCGAGCAGCUCUGGCGGCAGGGGUGGAGGCAGCACCGGCAGCAACCCUUCCAGGAACGGCGCCAGCGGUCGCCAAGUAGGCCAAGGAGCCGCACUUAUUGCGUUGAUGGUCGCUGUAGGGGCCACCGUAGCAUGA